AUGGGCCAGCCAGAGAUCCCCAAAGAGCAGUGGGCGCAAGUCAUCGAGAAGGACGGCGGCCCCAUCUCCUAUAAACGGAUCCCCGUCCCUAAGCCGGGCCCCAACGAAGUCCUCGUGGCAAUCAAAUACUCCGGCGUGUGCCACACGGACCUGCACGCGCUCAACGGGGACUGGCCCGCGGCACGCAAGACGCCCGUCGUCGGCGGCCACGAGGGCGCUGGGAUCGUCGUGGCCAAAGGCGCGCUGGUGACGGACCCGGACGUCGGCCUCGGCCGCGCCGUCGGCAUCAAGUGGCUGCAGGCGUCGUGCCUCGGGUGCGGCUACUGCAUGCAGGCCGACGAGCCGCUGUGCCCGCGCGCCGCGCUGGCCGGGUACACGGUCGACGGGUCGUUCCAGCAGUACGCGGUGGUGAACGCCGCGCACGCGGCACGUAUUCCGUCUAGUUUGAUCGAAGGGGAGGGCCUGGCGGCUGUCGCGCCGAUUCUGUGCGCCGGCUUGACCGUGUACAAAGGGCUGAAGGAGUCGGGCGCCAGGCCGGGCCAGUUCGUGGCGAUUGUCGGUGCCGGCGGCGGACUGGGCAGUCUGGCCAUCCAGUACGCGCGCGCCAUGGGCCUGCAUGUCAUUGCGAUCGACGGCGGGAAGGAGAAGGGCGAGGCGUGCAAGGAGCUCGGCGCGGAGGCGUACGUGGAUUUCAUGGCGACGCAGACGCUGGUCGACGAUGUCAAGGCUUUGACUGGGGCUGAGGGCCUCGGGCCGCACGCGGCGCUGCUGCUCGCGCCCAUGGAGAAGCCGUUUCAGCAGGCGACCGCGUACAUGCGCCCGCGCGGCGUCGUCGUGUGCAUUGGCAUUCCGGCCGGGGCGAGGAUCAGCAUGCCUGUGUUUGAUACGGUUGUGCGCAUGAUUACGGUCAAAGGGUCGUACGUCGGCAACCGCCAGGACACGGCCGAGGCGCUGGACUUUUUCGCGCGCGGCUUGAUCAAUGCUCCGUACAAGGUUGUCGGGCUGAGCGAGGUACAGAGCGUGUUUGACCUGAUGAAGGAGAACAAGGUUGUCGGUCGCUACGUGCUGGAUAUGAGCCGAUAG
This is a messenger RNA of Lasiosphaeria miniovina, 1083 nucleotides long. Its product is annotated as chaperonin 10-like protein. The transcript is spliced from 2 exons. Gene Ontology annotation, molecular function: alcohol dehydrogenase (NAD+) activity; zinc ion binding. The coding region runs from base 1 to 1083 and encodes 360 amino acids. The record is from RefSeq and is a predicted model, not a curated record. Gene Ontology annotation, cellular component: cytoplasm. Lineage: Eukaryota; Fungi; Ascomycota; Sordariomycetes; Sordariales; Lasiosphaeriaceae.